AUGUCGGAUACACCGCGUGGCCAUCUCUUUGUUCGCGUUGAUGGACAUAGAACCAAGACCUCGUCAGUUCGCAAACACUAUGACGAUAGGCGCGCAGUGACGCCUUCAAUCAAGACGAACCUACAAGCUGAUCCAGUCAACGAGGGAGGAAACUUGACUUUAUUUUGCAACGCUUCUGGAAGCUCAUUGGCGAUAUCAUGGACAAAAAAUGGAUCUGGUAUAAAUUCCAGUGAGGACACGAGGAUUCGUCUGCCAGGAGACAAAGAGCAGCUGACCAUAACGAAUGUGAGUAGAACAGACAAUGGAGCCUACCAGUGUGCGGCGAGCAACAAUGUUGGAAAUGUUACCUCCAAUGCCGUCAUAGUGACUGUUCGAUUUGGGCCUGAAAUAUCCCAAGCUCCAAGUGAUACCACGAAAGUGGUAGGAGAGACCGCUGUGUUCAGUUGUUUGGUAGCAGGCCACCCUACGCCUGAUGUUGCUUGGACAAAGAAUGACAUUGAAUUGAAUAUAACAGCAAAUUCACGAUUAAGUGGCUUUGAUAAGGAUAAAAAUCACAGUUUGACAGUAACAAAUGUUGAACAGUUGGAUGCUGGAAAGUACCGAUGUGUCGGCAGUAACAUUUUGGGUAACUCCACUUCAUCUCCAGCGACUCUUACUGUGCAAUUUUCGCCGGAGGUGGCAAUUGAUGGAGAUCAGGUUCAGUUUGUCGCAAAUGGCACACAUUUACAGCUGACAUGCCGCUUUACCGCUUUGCCUCCCGCGUCUGAGGUGCAGUGGAUAAAAGACGAGACUGUGAUUGCAUCAACCCUCACUGCGCCCCCGAAUGGGUCACGAGUGAAUAUUUCACAUCAUAAUGAAAGCCAAGCUCAGCUGUCAAUCAAGGCAGUUUCCUUAANGUUGUUGUCUGUGAAGGCUUCAGUGUAA
Messenger RNA from Stylophora pistillata, 924 nucleotides. Its product is annotated as hemicentin-1-like. The record is from RefSeq and is a predicted model, not a curated record. Lineage: Eukaryota; Metazoa; Cnidaria; Anthozoa; Scleractinia; Pocilloporidae.